Molecule: messenger RNA, 1542 nt
Organism: Armigeres subalbatus
Lineage: Eukaryota; Metazoa; Arthropoda; Insecta; Diptera; Culicidae
Product: pickpocket protein 28-like
Exons: 4
Coding region: 1-1542 (513 amino acids)
Biological process (GO): sodium ion transmembrane transport
Cellular component (GO): plasma membrane
Molecular function (GO): ligand-gated sodium channel activity
Source: RefSeq, a predicted model, not a curated record
AUGUCAAAUCCGAACCAAGGAUUUCUUCGUGGCCUUUGGAACGAGUAUUGUCGGUGCUGCUCCAUCUAUGCGGUGCGACAUUUGAAUGCAAAUGUCCACAUCGCUGAACGCACUUGGUGGUUCUCGUGGAUUUUCGCCGGGAUAUUAGCAUGCGUACUGGCCAUGGUUACUCUGCACGGAAAGUGGAACCAGAGUCCAGUCGUCAUUAGUUACGGUCGCAAAUUGCUCCCGGUUUGGGCCAUUCCGUUUCCCGCUAUCACUGUUUGUCCGCUGAGUCGAGUGCAGGUGAAGUUUUUCAAUUCCACUGAUGUGUUUGUCCGACUACAUGGCGAAAAUAUAAGCGACGAUGAGUACUUGAGACUUCGCGCGUUGUUACACUUUUGCCCCUACAUGACGGGCUUCUAUGAAUACAACGAUUCACUAGCUGUAAACUAUGUCGACAUAUUGGAUCAAAUUGCAAUUCCUUUCGUGGAUAUGUUUUCCACUUGUAGUUUCAGAAAAUAUUCCUUGGAUUGCAGUGCCAUUUUUUCCCGUUCGUUAACUGAAAUUGGAAUUUGCUACACUUUCAAUGCCGUCGAUGCUGAAGAUCUGCUAAGAACCGAUAAUCUUCAGCGUGACUAUUUGUAUUCUAAUGCGUACUACGACGGUUCAAUAAACUGGACACUGCAAGACGGGUAUGUCAAUCCAUUUGAUUUAUACGCGUACCCUCUUCGUCCUGUCGGAGGAGGUUUGACCACAGCUUUAGUGUUAGUUUUAAGAACCAUAAAAAAGGAUAUAGAUUAUUUCUGCGAGGGUGCUGUUAACGGAUACAAAAUUGUCAUUCACUCACCAGACGAAAGGCCUUCUUUUCAGAGUAUAUUCUACAGAUUGCCUCAUCACAGUGUGUUGACGAUAAAUGUGCAACCAGAGUUAACAUAUAUAUCCCGGGAUCUGAGGAAACAUCCCUAUACUAGACGACAGUGUUACUUCAGCGGUGAACGAUAUCUGCGAUACUAUAAGAUAUACAACCGAAACAAUUGCCUUGAUGAAUGCAUUUCGAAUAUAACCUUUCGCGAGUGUGGCUGUGUUGGAAUUGCCUCCCCUCGAAGUCCGGAUAUGUCUGUCUGCGAUGGAGCGGAUUUAUUUUGCCCAAGAAUAUUUUUGAACAGGUUUCUAGAACGAUCAGAUCUUGACACUAUCCUCCGGAUGCCGUGCGGUUGCCUUCCAGCCUGUACAACAUUGAGUUAUAAUGUGGAAAUAUCGAAUUUGCCAUGGAACUUUGAAGCUUUCGGAAGAGCCACCGGUGCUUCUACUGAAAAAUAUGACUACCUGGACCCAGCUGUGUUGGUGGUAGCUUAUAAAUACAAAUGGUUUCUCCCGUUGAAGCGUCAGGAGCUGUUCGGUGUGGUGGAUAUGCUAGCCAAGUUUGGUGGAUUGUUUGGCCUUGUAAUGGGUGCCAGCCUGAUCAGUUUGCUCGAAUUGGUUUACUAUUGUGUCAUCAGACCGUGGCGAAACGAUUACCCAGAAGCAAAUGUCCCACAGGUUCUACCGUGGGUAGAUUGA